Molecule: messenger RNA, 3987 nt
Organism: Marmota flaviventris (yellow-bellied marmot)
Lineage: Eukaryota; Metazoa; Chordata; Mammalia; Rodentia; Sciuridae
Gene: Znf280c
Product: zinc finger protein 280C
Biological process (GO): regulation of DNA-templated transcription
Molecular function (GO): DNA-binding transcription factor activity, RNA polymerase II-specific; RNA polymerase II cis-regulatory region sequence-specific DNA binding
Source: RefSeq, a predicted model, not a curated record
CACACCCCAGCCCCAAUAGAACUAUUUUGAAGUUAAAUUUUCUAGGCCAGUCUUGAUUUUUCUGUCCAGCGUUUUACUCUGCACCAUUGUCUUUUUUAGAAGGAAAGAGAAAGGUGACUCUGCAACUUGAUGGAUGACGACAACUCUUUUCAACAAAAAAAUAAUUCAAAAAUGGCAGAACUCUUCAUGGAAUGUGAAGAAGAAGAGCUGGAACCAUGGCAGAAGAAAGUAGAAGAAGCUCGGAAUGAAGAUGAUGAUGAUGAGCUGAUCUUUGUUGGAGAGAUAUCAAGUUCAAAACCAGCCAUUUCAAAUAUUUUGAACAGAGGUAAUUCCAGCUCAUCUUCAAAGGGAAUGAAAAAUGACUCACUCAGUUCAGGUAUUCCUGGUUUAUUCAAGUCUACAAGUCAACACUACAAAGACCCAGCAUCAAAUCCAGUGACUGCCUUGCCUAGAUUUCAUCCUGAAUCUAAAUCUUCACAGAGCUCUGCUAUUGUUCAGAAUACAUCUAAACCUGAUUUUUCAAAGAAUUCAUCACAAGUUGAAUCAGAUGAUUCUUCAGUCUUAUUGUUUGGCUCGACCCAGGAUACAACACCACUGUCCCCAGACAUGGAUCAAUCUUCCUUUGGAUUAAAACGUCCUUCUACUUCUAAAGUAAACAGUGUUAAUCCAAAAAAGCCAAAAGCCAGCAAAAGUGUUUCUGAAAUAAAUCCCUCAUCUUCAUUGUCUUUAAAUAACUCCCCUUCAGAGGCAUCUUCCCAGGUUAUGGUAUCAACAACAACAGGUUCAAAUACCUCAACUCAAAAUAAAACUGGAGUACCUUUCCUAAGAUCUUGUCCAAAGUGCAAUAUUCAAUUCAAUCUUUUGGAUCCUUUGAAAUACCACAUGAAGCGUUGUUGCCCGGACAUGAUAAAUAACUUAAUGGAAAGUGUUAAAACAGAACUUUCAUGUGCCGAAGACAAAACUAAUACUGGUUCAGAGAAAGGAAAAUUGAUUAUGUUAGUUAGUGACUUUUAUUAUGGAAGACAUGAAGGAGCCAUGGAGGAAGAACCGAAGACUUACACAACCUUUAAAUGCUUCAGUUGCUUGAAAGUUCUUAAAAAUAAUAUUAGGUUCAUGAACCAUAUGAAGCACCACUUGGAACUCGAGAAGCAGAAUAGUGAGAGCUGGGAAAACCACACCACCUGCCAGCACUGCUACAGACAGUAUCCCACGCCCUUCCAGUUGCAGUGCCACAUUGAGAGUACUCACACUCCCCAUGAGUUUUCUACCAUUUGCAAAAUCUGUGAAUUGUCAUUUGAAACAGAGCAUAUUCUUUUACAACAUAUGAAGGAUACUCAUAAACCUGGUGAAAUGCCAUAUAUUUGCCAGGUUUGCCAGUUUAGAUCUUCAACAUUUUCUGAUGUAGAAACUCAUUUUAGAGCAUCCCAUGAAAACACGAAGAACUUGCUGUGUCCAUUCUGCCUCAAAGUUAGUAGAAUGGCAACCCCCUAUAUGAAUCAUUACAUGAAACAUCAGAAAAAAGGAAUUCAUCGUUGUACAAAAUGCAGGCUACAAUUUUUGACCUGCAAGGAGAAAACAGAUCAUAAGACCCAGCAUCGUACAUUUAUAAAGCCUAAAGAACUGGAAGGAUUGCCUCCUGGAACAAAAGUUACUAUUCGAGCUUCAUUUGGACCUCUUCAGCCAAGACCAUCAAGUACACCAUCCAAUUGUGCUCCAAGUACUUCUUCUCUUCAGGUCUUACCUCCAAAGUCUAAAAGCACAACUGCUAAAAAUCUCACAAAAUCUAAUGCAAGUAAAUCUAAGACAAGUAAGCCUAAUGCAGCUGCCUCUGCUGCAAGUAAACCCAACACAAGUAAACAGAGUGGAGUUACAACUAAAAGCAAAGCCAAACACUCUUACAAGCAGAAGAGACAACGCAACAGAAAAAAUAAAAUCAGCAUAGCUUUGAAAAACUUAAGGUGUCGUCGGGGAAUUCACAAGUGCAUUGAAUGUCAUUCCAAAAUAAAGGACUUUGCAAGCCACUUUUCUAUAUAUAUCCACUGUAAUUUUUGCAAAUACAACACUAACUGUAACAAAGCCUUUAUAAAUCAUAUGAUGAGUUCUCAUAGCAACCACCCAAGUAAACGGUUUUAUAUUUUCAAGAAGCAUUCAGGAAUUCUCAGGGGCAUUACUCUUGUGUGCCUUAAGUGUGAUUUCCUAACUGAUUCUUCUGGCUUAGACCGUAUGGCUAAACACUUAAGUCAACGUAAAACUCAUACUUGCCAAGUUGUAAUAGAGAAUGUUUCCGAAAGUACCUCAACUUCUGAACCCACUUCUGACGGCUUGUUGAAAUAGAUUCCUGCUCUAUGGAGCUCGUGCAACCUGGUGCAAGACAAGUUGGGAUUUCCUAAGUUCAAAGUUCUGAAGUGUUUUCUUACACAAAGGCAGUUUCCUAAGUUCAAAGUUCUGAAGUGUUUUCUCACAUGAAGGUGGUUAAACAAAGUUCAUGACAUUCAGCUCUUUUCAGCUUUCAGAUGGCACUAGAUUCUUAUUCCACCUUAUCUUUGUGUCAGGUUAACAUGUCUUAACGUGUUUUUUUUCCUCUAGUUGACUUUCUCCAAAAAUAACUUUUGUUGCUAUGAUCUUUUCUUGCUUUGCUUAAAAUAAUUUGUGUUUUUUUCUCCUGUACUUGCCUUCUGAAUAUUACAUUCCAAAUGACAUGGCUGUUCAUCUUUUUUGUCUGUUUUGUCUGCUUUCUUAAUUUCUUAUAAGUCUUACAUUUUUAGGUCAGAUAGAUGUUUUUUCCCUCAUUCUUUGUCUGUCAUUGUUCUAUUUUUUUUCCUAUUUUUCAGAUGCAGAAGCAACACAGAAAUUUCAAAAAAUGUCCAGUGUACUCCUGGACAGUGUCCCCCUUCGAUGGACACAACUGAUGCCUGUUCUGUCUUUCCAAGGAAUGUGAAUUAUUUGACUGUGAGACUUCUUCUAGUUUGUGGCCUUAAGGAAUCAGAUCUUGGGGAGAGUCCCUUCCUACCUGACUGGCCUCCCAUAAUGCUGAUGCUGAUUUGGCCAGAGAUGACCUCAAGGCCCACCAAAUUGAGCACAACUCCCCACUGGGGGCUUUCGUUCUUGAUCUUAAGCUUAUGGGUUGAUACUAACCAAGAAAAGCCCAUCAAUGUGCUUCAACAUCCAAGUUGAAGUCGAAUCAUUUUGGCUGCUGCCCUUUAAUCUUCCUAUAGCAUGCAUGCAGUCUAAAGAAAAUGAAAUUUCUGUUGUGUAGAGAACCAAGAUUACUUUUAUGUUUUUGGAAAAGAGAACUUUAAAUUUACAGUUCCAAAGUAACAACUAUUCACAUUGUCAUUUAAAGUUUUAUCCAGUAUUAAUCCUAGGAGUUUUCAGCAAUACUAAUAUUUAGAUUUUUUAAUUUAAAUUUUUUUCAUUAAAUUUUAGUAGCUUGAUGUUAUGUUGUUCUUCAUCAAGUUUAUUGAUGUCCGUUUUGUUAUGUCUAUUUUUGUACUCUUCUCUUUAAAGCUUUUGUUUUGUGUUUGUUUUGUUUUUGUUAAGAACUCCAAUAAUUUUCUUUAUAAUUCUCCACAGAUUUCAUGUGGCUACCUACUGGUAGCUUCUUAAUUUUGAUACUUGUUCAGCUCAUUAGACAUUAUUACAUGCUCUAUCUUGGGACUUUCAUUAACAUCUUAGGGAUUGUGAGUUCAAAGACAUAAAGAAUUGGCAAAAACUCCUCUUUCAGACCUUAAAACAAAUUUUAAAGUUACAUUUCUGAUUAUCUAAUACAUAAUAUCUUCUUAGCCAUUAAUGUAAUUCCUUUGGAUAAAGAUAAUAUAUUCAAAAAUAUUGGGACCAAAAAAUGCACUUGUUUCUUGCCCAUAUAUAUAUAUAGAUGUAUAUUUUUUUUAAUUUGGUGUUUGUUUAUUUUGGUUACAUUGAAUAUAGAUUUGCUGAACAGUUUUGAUGUUACUUAUUUUUUUAAUAAAAUUUGUAUUGUUAAAGGGC